Prorocentrum cordatum is the source of this 2571-nucleotide messenger RNA. NCBI's taxonomy places the organism in Eukaryota, Dinophyceae, Prorocentrales, Prorocentraceae. The record is from the annotation of a GenBank genome assembly.
AUGCUCAGCGAGGCCCAAGUGGCAAAUCUCAUCAACCACCUGGAGAGACUGAUCAAGAAGGCCAACGGGGAGUACGAGGCGACGUGGCACAUGCUCAAAACCAGCUCUCGCUGCAAAGCCUCUGAGGCCGCGAUGGCGCGCAGGCUGCACGAGAAGGGGUAUCGUUUCUACAGCAUGCGCCACAAGCCUUUGCUGACUGAGCAGGACAUCCAGAACCGCCUCGAGUUCGGGGAGAAGUACGCGAAGAAACCUGCGUCUUGGUGGCAGGGACACGUGCACAUGCACAUUGACGUGAAGUUCUUCCCCGUCCUGCUCACGGGCAAGGCCCGUCGCCACGUGGCCCAGUCUGGCACGCGGGGCGUCAUCCGCCGCCCAGGCGAAGGCCUCAACGCAGGCUACGUCAAGCCGAACCCGAAGUUGAAGUACAACACGGGCGCGAAGGGGGUGCACAUUUUGGCUGGCGUGGGCAAUGGGAAGGUGCUGGCGUGGGAGGAGAUCCAGGGGAACUGGAAUGCUUCGGAGGCCGCGCGCAUCUACGAGGGCCCCAUCCUCAAAGCGCUCAAGGCGGAGCACCCAGGGACGAAACGCUUCCGCGCCCUCGAGGACAGCGACCCCUCUGGCUUCAAGGCCACCAAGGGCGUCGCCGCCAAGCAGCGCGCUGGAAUUCAGGCCUUCGAGAUUCCUGCUCACAGCCCUCAGCUCAACGUGCGCGACUACUGGUUGUGGCGCGAGGUCAACGCGCGCAUGCGCGCGCGGGAACGCACGUUCCCGACGGGCAAGCGCGAGACCCGCGUCGCGUUCAUUCGGCGCCUCAAGCGCACGGCCAAGUCCAUCCCGUCGGACUUGAUCCGCAAGAGCAUCGGCGGCAUGAAGAUGCGCUGCCAGCUCUUGCUUGAGGCCCAGGGGGGCCAGAUCGAGGCGCGCCUGGGGCCCGCCGCGCGGCAGCCAGACAUGGCGGCCGCGGCCGCUGGCCCAGCCGUCGGCCCGGCGGGGCCGCCUGCCCGGCGGGUGCGCCAGAAGACAACGCCCCAGGACAGCCUCCCCGAGCCCCUCUCGCUCGACGAGGAGGCCGAGCAGAACGCGAAGACAAGCGUCUGGCUGGUCACCUUCCCGCGCCCGCUCGCAGAGAGAGCGGAAACUGGGGAACGUCUCGCGGCGCCGGGCUCAGAGACACGGGAGCAGAUGAUGGAGGUCUUCUUGGAUGCUUGCGCGAACCCGGCGCGGCCCCAGCAAGGACGCGCCGCUGGGCAGACAGCGUUGCCCAGGCUGGCUUCCUACUUCCAGGAGUACCACCGCCCCGACCCAGACAGCCGAGAGCAGCACCAGCACGGGCACCUCGCCGUGAAGUUUGGCGGAAGCGUGCGCUUCCUGCCAAUCAAGAAGGCGCUGCUGGCGCGGCGCGGGCUCGCGUCCCACUGGAAGGGGGGCUUCAGCGGCUACUGGCAACCUGCGCGGCGCCGAGUGCGGUGCUGCGGACUGGCGUCGCCCCCGAAGAAGCCCGCGGCGGCCUUGGACCCGCGCCUGGUGCUCUGGGCCCCGCCUGGCGAGAAGCCUCACCCAGCCAUCCUGGACAGCGUGCGCGAGCCGGUGACAGCGGCUGCCAUGACUGCCAGGAGGCUCCGCGCCGACAGCGUCGCAGCGGAGCAGGGGAAGGAGCCGGGUCGCCUGACGGGUGGCGACGUCUGGGGCGCGCCCGACGACCGCGCCGCGGACCAGCAACUGGCGCUGUUCGCGAAGCAGCAUGCUGGGCAGGCGAUGGUCGAGUACUUGUUCAAGCGCAGGAACACUUUGAACAGCGUCAUCGACGAUAUCUGGGCCUGGGAGGAGAUCGACGACAGCACUGUGCAGCAGUGCCGGGCCACGCGCCUCGAGGCGAUGGCCGCCGCCGCCAGGGGCGACUGCGUCUGCAGGGGCCAGUGGCUGUCCUACGCGACGUCCAGCAUGGUGGCGAACGGCGUGCCCUUGGCGGAGCUCUGCUACGAUAUCCACGCCCGGGUAACGAGCGUUACCCCCCAGAGGAUAAAAAAACAAUCUCUGGCUGGAUCCGUCGGCGGCGAGGGGAAGAGCAUCUUCCUGAGGGCUCUGCUGAACGUCUUCGCGACCCACCGUGCCGUCUUCCCGACGCCUUCCAAGGGCAAUUUUCCUUUGUUGCACAUUCCAGAAGCGAAGGUGUGCUUCUUAGACGAGUGCCGGUUCAAUCCAGACAUCGUGUCUUACCCAUUGCAGCAGCUAUGGUUCGACGGGGGCGCAUUGCCGCUGAGCCGGCCCCAGAAUGAAAAAGGGUGCCCUGGGCACUUCUUGCACAAAGGUUCGGCCCCUGUUUUCAUCACGACCACGUUGGCGGACCUAGACGUCCUGGAGGCUGCAGCGCAACCGAGCCCCGCGACCGGGAAACCCUUCGACACGGAAGCUUCGAUGCUUAUGCGGCGUUUGAAAAUCUUUCGCUCCAAUGUGAGACAGCCGAAGCCGGCGGCGACUUUGCCGCAUUGCCCGUGUUGUUUCGCCAGGCUUGUCAUUGGGCAGGCCACGGCGUACGCUGCAGCCGCCGCGCCCCCGGCGCCCGUCGUGUGA